UUCCUUUUUAGUCGCGGCUAUGCGAACUAAAUGCGUCUAACGUUACGUAGUAUUUAGUGUAAUGUCUGUGGGCGACAGAUAAUGUGUUUCAGAAUUGUUUGUGCCUUGGAGUCAGAAUCACUAAAGGAGAUACAUAUUAUCAAGUCUAUUGAUUAUGACCUUGUAGUUAAUAGCAAACAUCAACAUUAGUCACAUUUCGAUAAUGUUUGAAUAUUUUGUGUUUUUAUCUUAUCAUUUUUGUGCACGCUGUUAAAACAACACAAUGUUGAACAUGUUAUCUUUUUAUCUCUUUUCUUUAUUCGUUUAUAUCUGCUGCUUGCACAUGUUGGCUUUGUGACAUUGUCGUUGUCUUUGACCAUAUAGUACAAGCAAAUAAAUCUAUAGGAGUCGCCACACCCACUUAUAACGUCAUAUGGUCUUUAUUGCGACAGUGUGUUUCUCGUUGUCUGUCGAGCAGUUACGCUGGACUUAAGAUCUUCUGGACCGGAUUUACUUGUGUUUCAACUACAAACAACCUCUGUACGUUCUUCGCCCACACAGAGAUCCUUCUGGUUUGAGAGGCGCUAGUAAAAACACUUGUCUUCAACAUGUCUGGACCAGGCUAUCCAUCCCCAAACCAGCCUUUAUAUCCCAUGCCCCAGCCAGGGGGACAGUACAUGCCCCCCUAUCCCAUGGGAGGCUAUGGAGAUCCUGGACAUGCGGCCCCACCUCCUGGAUUCCAAGUAGGGUACCAAUCAGGUCCAGACCACACUGUCAUGUACCAGCCUGGUCCAACAACCAGUCCAUCUCACCAUGCACCUGCACCAGCACCUGCAGCAAUGUCAGUUCCUUCUGGAGUACCACCUGGUCUUGAGUACCUCACUCAGAUUGACCAGAUCCUUAUUCACCAAAAAGUGGAGUUGUUAGAAGCAAUCAUUGGCUUUGAGACCAAUAACCAGUAUGAGAUCAAGAACAGCCUCGGCCAAAAGAUCUACUCGGCCAAAGAGAAAAACGACUGCUGCACACGCAACUGCUGCGGUUCACUGCGUAGCUUUGACAUGAAGAUCAAAGAUAACACUGACCGAGAGGUCAUACGCCUCAUCCGACCUUUCCGUUGUGCCACCUGUUGGUGCCCAUGCUGCCUGCAAGAGAUCGAGGUGCAGGCGCCUCCGGGAACAACCGUAGGAUAUGUAAAACAGGACUGGCACCCUUGCUACCCAAAAUUCUCCAUCCAGGGACCGAAGAAAGAGACAUUGAUGAAACUCGAGGGGCCCUGCUUGGCCUGUAAUUGCUGUGGUGACGUGAACUUUGAGCUGAAACCCAAGGAUGGUGGAAAGCCUAUUGGCCGCAUCAGUAAGCAGUGGAGUGGCCUGUUAAAGGAAGUAUUUACUGACACUGACAACUUUGGCAUCCAGUUUCCUUUAGACAUGGAUGUGAAAAUGAAGGCUGUCCUUAUGGGUGCCUGCUUCCUUAUCGAUUUCUUGUUCUUUGAAAAAGUUGGAGACAGCAACCAACGAAAUACUGUGUUUUCCUAGAGCACGAGCAGGAUGUUACCAUGACCAAUAAGUAACUCGUCAAAGAUAUUCUGUUUAGACUUUUAUUGGUAUUGAAAGACUGUUGCAACCACUCAACUGAAAGUGAUAAAGAAAUAUUCAUGUCAUAUUUAGUCUUUUUAUAUUAUUGACAGACAUGGUAUCAUGAGUUCCUGUUAACUGGGUGCCUUUUAAACUAUCAUGGCAUACUAAAAUACAAGAUAGUGUUACAGAAGUACAUGAAUCUAACAUUUAAAUGAUUUUUGGUCUUUUACCUUAAACCUAAUUCGGAAAUCGGUUACCUGAGUCGGGCCGAGUACCAAAACAACCUUGUAGCCAAUCAGCAGAAAGGUGCACCGUGCACAGGACGGACAUUAGCAGAGCCGAGCGCUGACGAAAGCGAAAGGAUGGGGGUAGGGCUGUGUUUGUUUUGGCGAUUUGAACAUAAACAACGGCUAUGAGAAAUCGGACACCCUGCCUUUAAAUAGUUUUUUCUUGAUUUUGAGUAGUCACAUACAACCAUAUAAAUGUGUCUGCUAUUCUAGGUUUAGGUUAUGCAGAAAUCAUAUUAAUCUGCUUUUAGUUUUGUGUAAAUGAGAAAAGCCUAGGAAUGUUAUGCAAUAGUGCUCGUUUAAAUCUCUUUAGUAAAGCUCUUUUCUAUUUGCAUCCUAUCAGGUGUCUCAGCCAAUCAGACCAAUAUCACACUAAAUGCAGUCUAGUUAUCCAAAUCCACUUCAGAUGAGGGACAGCUUCUUGCUAAAUCUUCUUUUCACUCAGUUAUUCCAGACAGUCCUUGAUAAAAAAGGUUGUCACACAACAGUGAAGAGCAAGUUAAAGCCAAUUCUUUACAAUAAGGUUUAGCUGAUAAAAUAACAUACCAUUACAAAUGAAUCAGCUUUUAAUAAAUCGUGGUUAAACUUCAUGUCGACUGUGUUUCUAAAAUAUCAUAAAAUACAGUACUACAGUAACCAAGAUUUAUAAAUGCUGUAAAAUAUUUUAGAGGUUCAUGAUGCUUGAUGCCUUAAUUAACAUUUUUACAAGCAUAUUGAUUUUCCUAUUUUAUCUGUACUUUUAACCAUGUGUUGUUUAUAGACACUUUUAUCAUUUAAUAUAAAAUUCUAGCAUUUUAUAAUUUUAAAAAGAGCAUCUUCAUGCUUGAAAUUAAAGCUGCAAUCCAAACUGUUGCCUAUUAUCACAUCUCAGAUUGAAACAUUGCAAGUUACUUAUCUUUGUGUGUUUAACUGGCAUGUCCUGUGAAAUCCGACAAGUGCACCCGAAGUAAAAAUAUUAUAAACUAAAUCGUUGUGAAUCGUGAUCGAGUGAACCCCUUUCACACUGAAGGCUUUUGUACUUGCUUAAUAAGAGAUUUAAUAGUUAUGGAUUGCAGCUUGAAAUAUUGGACAAGAUUAUUAAUUUACAUCAAAUGAUAAGGAAUUAUACGUACCAAAAUCAGAUGAUCCUGAAAUUCUUCCUCAAACUAGACACAGUUUAAACGUAUAGGCGCCAAAAAGUUUUUUUUUUGCAGGAAUGCCAUAUAAGAACCAUUUUCUUUUAUGGUCUUGUAAAGCUAUAUGACAACAUCUCUAAAUCAGCUUGGUUAACCUGGUGACGCGACCACAGGUCAUCAAAGUCAUGGUGAUAUCGGGUCUUAACGUCACUACUGUGAGUGUGACAUUACUUUUAUAGAAGGUCUACAAAGUACUACUCUGUAAAAAAAUAAAUAUAUACAUAUAUAAUGUAUAUGGAAAAUAUAAUGUUACGGAAUUUUACUGUUAUUUACAGAUUUUUUAUUACGGUCAAAAAUAUAGUUCAAUUAUAGAAAAAGAGAACUAGUUUAAAAGAGAACUAGUUAAAGUUUUUUAAUUUAAAAGAAAACUUAUAAAUUUGUAAUUUUACAAUGAAAAAUGUCAUUUUACAGUUUUAAGCUGCCAGGACAAAUAAUACCAGAUUUUUUUAAUGGAUUUUUUACUGUGUUCCAAGACAUCAAUAUCAGGAUAUUUUUAGAUCACAACAUUCCAAUAAUUUCUUAUCAUGGAUUCCAGGAUUCUAUAGAUGUUACAGGUUUUUCAUUGUGUUGUUCACAACACACCUUGACAAAGAACCAUUUAGGUGUGAGGUCACUGUAAAUAAACUGUUACAGAUGUACAGCAACUGGUUGUUUUGCACUUUCAUUAACAUAGUUAAUUAACAAGUUGCUGUAGAUGCAGAUGUUCACUGCAUUAAAAAAUAGAUGUUUCAACUACUUCAGUAUCUCAGUAAGUAGAAGAUAUAAUGACGGCUACAUAAAAUCUACAUAAACAAGUGUGUAUUUACUUAUAGUACAUUUAUGUGCUUUUGAUAGUUUUUUUUGUUCUUGUGUAGUGUUAUACAGUAUAUAAAUAAGACAUUAUAUUGUUAUGUUGGUAUGUACAUUACACUGUGUCUUUAAUAAGGUCAUGUGCCUGUGUAAAAACGUUUCUCAUAUAUAGGCAAAUAAAAAAAGUAUGUAGUGUCAAAAAUAAAACAUUUAUGCUGUUCAGAAUGAAGAUUAUAUCUAACCUGCAUAUCAAAUAAAGGAUGAAGAAAUAAU
Molecule: messenger RNA, 4080 nt
Organism: Triplophysa dalaica
Lineage: Eukaryota; Metazoa; Chordata; Actinopteri; Cypriniformes; Nemacheilidae
Product: phospholipid scramblase 2-like
Exons: 9
Coding region: 588-1514 (308 amino acids)
Biological process (GO): plasma membrane phospholipid scrambling
Cellular component (GO): plasma membrane
Molecular function (GO): phospholipid scramblase activity
Source: RefSeq, a predicted model, not a curated record